Messenger RNA from Drosophila sechellia, 1501 nucleotides. It is a transcript of the gene Kyat, whose product is annotated as Kynurenine aminotransferase. The transcript has 3 exons. Bases 149 to 1501 code for a protein of 450 amino acids. Gene Ontology annotation, biological process: biosynthetic process. The record is from RefSeq and is a predicted model, not a curated record. NCBI's taxonomy places the organism in Eukaryota, Metazoa, Arthropoda, Insecta, Diptera, Drosophilidae. Gene Ontology annotation, molecular function: L-kynurenine:2-oxoglutarate transaminase activity; pyridoxal phosphate binding. Gene Ontology annotation, cellular component: mitochondrion; cytoplasm.
AAUCACAAUUCAGUGCCAUUAUGCAACGUCACCGCGCAGUGCAGGCCUCCAGCAUUUAACUCAACAAUUGCAUUUAAAAGUUAACCAGUGAUAUAGUUUAUUGUUACAUUCGAGAUCAGACAUCAGACCCGCAGAGACGACAGGCAAAAUGCUACGCAGCUGCCAGUUAACCCUCUCCGCAGCCAAGAGGAGCCUUCGCGAGCAGUUCCAGUUGCAAGCCCUUCGUCACCAGCAGACUGCCAGUAAAAUGGAGAAAUUCGAUCUGCCCAAGCGACUGCAGGGUAGCACGCCCAGCGUCUGGAACGAGUACAUUGCCCUGGCCAUGCAAUAUAAGCCCCUGAAUUUGGGACAGGGAUUUCCCGAUGAUGCCGCUCCCGAAUACGUGACCCACUCGUUGGCCGACAUUGCCAAGGAGGAGAAUCCUCUUCUGCAUCAGUACACUCGCGGUUACGGUCAUGUUCGCCUGGUCAAUGCGCUAUCCAAGCUGUAUAGCGGUCUCGUCGGCAAGGAGCUAAAUCCCCUCAGCGACAUCCUGAUUACCUCAGGUGCCUACGAAGCUCUCUACUCCACCAUCAUGGGCCAUGUGGACGUGGGCGACGAGGUGAUCAUUAUUGAACCGUUCUUUGAUUGCUACGAGCCUAUGGUCAAGAUGGCCGGUGGAGUGCCCCGCUUUAUUCCCCUAAAAUUGCGCAAGGCAGAAGGACCAAUCAGCUCUGCUGACUGGGUGCUGGAUGACGCCGAGUUCGAGAGUCUGUUCAACUCUAAAACAAAGAUGAUUAUCCUAAACACACCCCACAACCCUAUUGGAAAGGUCUUCAACCGGAAAGAGCUAGAGAGGAUAGCCGAGCUCUGCCGCAAGUGGAAUGUGCUGUGCGUCUCGGACGAGGUAUACGAGUGGUUGGUGUUCGACGGAGCCGAGCACAUCCGAAUCUGCACGCUGCCGGGCAUGUGGGAUCGCACCAUUACUCUGGGGUCAGCGGGCAAGACCUUCUCAGUGACUGGUUGGAAGAUAGGCUGGGCCUACGGACCCGCUGAACUGAUUCGAAACCUGCAGAUGGUGCACCAGAACUCUGUGUACACCUGCCCAACGCCGCUCCAGGAGGGCGUCGCACGCAGUUUCGAGGUAGAACUGGCCCGUUUGGGUCAGCCGGAGAGCUACUUUCUUAGCCUGCCGCGCGAGCUCAAGCAGAAGCGUGACUUCAUGGCCAAGUUCCUGUCCGAAUCCGGUAUGCGUCCCACCAUUCCUGAGGGUGGCUACUUUAUGCUGGCAGACUGGUCACCACUGGCGGACAAAAUCGAUCUGAGCUCUGAGCCGGACAAGCAUCGGGAUUACAAGUUUACCAAGUGGAUGACCAAGAACAUGGGCUUGCAGGGCAUACCGCCAAGUGCCUUCUACAGCGAACCCAACAAACAUCUGGGAGAGGACUUUGUGCGCUACUGCUUCAUCAAGAAGCAAGAGAACCUGGAUAAGGCGGCCGAACUGCUGUCCAAAUGGAAAUAG